This is a messenger RNA of Myripristis murdjan (pinecone soldierfish), 3543 nucleotides long. It is a transcript of the gene ints4, whose product is annotated as integrator complex subunit 4. The transcript has 24 exons. Gene Ontology annotation, cellular component: integrator complex. The coding region runs from base 100 to 3033 and encodes 977 amino acids. The record is from RefSeq and is a predicted model, not a curated record. Gene Ontology annotation, biological process: snRNA processing. NCBI's taxonomy places the organism in Eukaryota, Metazoa, Chordata, Actinopteri, Holocentriformes, Holocentridae.
AGCUCUACGUGAAUCACGUGACGAUCACGCAUUUGAACUUCCGUUGACGCGACUAUCUGUUUCAAUGGCUUCACGCUAGCUUCCCGUCUUUCACUGGAAAUGGCAGCACACCUGAAAAAGCGAGUUUAUGAGGAAUUUUCUAAAGUCGUUCAAAUUCCCCAUGAGGAAGUUCCAGCGAAGAAGCUCCGUCUGUCCAAACCCAGCAAGUCUGCGGCACUGCACGUUGACCUCUGCAAGGCCACCAACUCAACCGAUGCUCUGCAGUACCUGCUGCAGUUCGCCCGCAAGCCUGUGGAGGCAGAGAGCGUGGAAGGGGUGGUCCGCAUCCUCCUGGAGCACUACUACAAGGAGACAGAUAACUCAGUGAGACUGAAGAUUGCCUCUCUGCUGGGCCUGCUGUCCAAAACGCAGGGUUUCAGCCCCGAUUGCAUCGUCGACGAUGUCAUCAGCACCCUCAACAACGAGAAGUCCCACCAGGUCCUCGUCCAGCUGCUGGACACUCUGCUGGUCAUCGGCACACAGCUGCCCGAGAACCCCGCAGUCAGACAGCGGCUCAUAGAAGUGGCCUGCAAGCACCUGUCAGAUACAUAUUUCGGGGUGAGGAUCAAGUGUCUGCAGCUCUUGGGGUGUCUGGGCACAGUGGACGCUCCUCUCACCAAAGACAACGAGGGACAGGGGAUGUCGACGGGAGGAGUGCGGGACGUCCAGAAUGUCAUCAGUGACUAUUUUGGAGACCAGGACCCCAGAGUGCGGACUGCAGCCAUCAAGGCCAUGCUGCAGCUGCAUGAGAGAGGAAUGAAGAUCCAUCAGAUCAUCUAUGACCAGGCCUGUAGGUUGCUCUCAGAUGACUAUGAGCAGGUCCGCUCGGCAGCAGUGCAGAUGGUUUGGGUGCUCAGCCAGCUAUACCCAGAGAGCAUCGUGCCCAUCCCCUCGUCCAAUGAGGAGAUCCGACUCGUCGAUGACUCAUUUGGGAAGAUCAGUCACAUGGUCAGUGACGGCUCCUGGAUGGUCCGGGUGCAGGCCGCCAAAACUUUGGGUUCGAUGCUGCAGGUCAGCCCUCACUUCCUGGAACAGACGCUGGAUAAGAAGCUCAUGUCAGACCUCAGGAGGAAGCGUACGGCUCAUGAGCGAGCCAAGGAGCUCUACACGUCUGGAGAGUUCUCCUCUGGCAGGAAGUGGGCCGACGACGCCCCCAAGGAGAAGGUGGACACCAACGCCGUCAACCUCAUUGCCUCGGGGGCCUGCGGGGCCUUCGUACAUGGCCUGGAGGACGAGAUGUACGAGGUGCGUAUUGCGGCGGUGGAGGCCCUGUGCCUGCUGGCUCGCUCUUCGCCAAGCUUCGCUGAGAAGUGUCUGGACUUCCUGGUUGACAUGUUCAACGACGAGAUCGAGGAGGUGAGGCUGCAGUCCAUCCACGUGCUGAGGGAGAUCUCCACUCACAUCACACUCCGAGAGGAUCAGCUGGACACUGUGCUGGCUGUGCUGGAGGACUCGUCUCGUGACAUCAGGGAAGCUCUCCAUGAGUUGCUGUGUUACACCAACGUCUCCACCAAAGAGUGUAUCCAGCUGGCUCUGCUGGAGCUGCUGAAAAACCUCAACAAGUAUCCUACUGACCGCAACUCAGUCUGGAAGUGUCUCAAGUUCCUGGGGUCCCGCCACCCAACUCUGGUGUUGCCGUUGGUUCCUGAGCUGCUCAGCACUCAUCCUUACUUUGACACGCCAGAGCCUGACAUGGACGACCCGGCCUACAUCGCUGUGUUGGUGCUGGUGUUUAACGCCGCCAAGUCCUGUCCCACCAUGCCGGCACUGUUCUCCGACCACACGUUCAGACACUACGCCUACCUCCGAGACAGCCUGUCACACCUCGUACCACCGCUCAGGCUGCCGGGCAGGAAGCCGCUGUACGGUCUGGACUCGGUGGAUUCUGGUGGUGGUUCUGGUUCUGUGGAGGCGGCUCAUCUCUUCCUGCAGCAGAGUCUGAACCGAGUCAGCACCGUCCAGAACCUGGAGGCCCCAGGAGCCCAGGACCUGCUGGACUUCACCAUACGAGACCUGCAGCGGCUCGGCCAGCUGCAGCCCGAACUGGCCGGAGCCGCCGACUUCAGCGCCACCUACCUGCGCUGCCAGCUGCUGCUCAUGAAGGCACUGCAGGAGAAGCUGUGGAACAUGGCCGUCCCCCUCUGCCUCAAACAGAAUGCCACAGCAACCGCUGCAGCCCGCCAGAUCCUAGAAGAGACCUACAAGCUGGAGUUUCUGUACAGCGGCUUGGAGAGCCGACAGGUGGCCACGAUUCACCACGUCCGCCUGCAGGCCAAAGCUCUGCAGCUCGUCCUCACCGCCCGCACACGGCGAGGGUUGGAGCCUCUCAUUGGCAGCUGUGAGAAGUUUUUACAGGACGUUGAGUCUUUUCAGAGGCUGUUCCUGACGGAGCUGCCCCACCUGCAGGACAGCUUUGUGGAGAAGCUUCUGGAGCUGAUGCCGCGGCUGUCGUCCUGUAAGCCGGCGGAGCUGGUGAAGAUCCUGCAGACCACGCUGAGGCAGAGCGGCCUGCUGCAGCUCAGACUGCCUGAACAGAUCCACCGGGCGACAGCCACCAUCAUCGAGCCGACAGGGGAGUCUGACAAUCCGCUGAGGUUCACGUCCGGCCUGGUGGUGGCGCUAGACCUCGACGCUACACUGGAGCACGUCCAGGACCCGCAGAACACCGUGAAGGUUCAGCUUCUGUAUCCAGACGGUCAGAGUCAUGUGAUCCAGCCCAGACCUGGAGACUUCAGGAAGCCCGGGCCCCACAGACACAGGCUCAUCACACAGGUUUACCUGUCGCACACUGCGUGGACAGAGCCCUGUCAGGUAGAGGUGCGCCUCCUGCUCGCUUACAGCUCCUCUUCGUCGUCGUCGUCCUCCUCCUCCUCCAAGGCAGGAUGGAGUGACAGCACCGACAGCCUCCCACCACCAGAGGCCGCCAUAGAGGGAACCAUCCCCUUCAGCAAGUCCGUCAAAGUCUUCAUCAUGCCCAAACCUGCCCGUCGCUGAGGAGCCCAGCAGCGAGUGUCCAGUCUGUCUGCAUAAAACUCACCUUAUUAAAGGUCCCAUAUUGUGAAAAUGUGUUUUAUUAUGUUGUGUUUUUUAUGUAAACAGUGAGGUUUAAAAUAAAAGGUGUGAAAAUAUGAAGUCACUGCCGUACAUCACCCACAAGAUGGCCUCCCAGCUAGAUAUGCCUUUUUUCCCCCCAAACUUUAUUCAAAGACAAAAACAAUCCCAAUAUUGCCUACAAACAGAAGAAACAUCAAGCCAACAUCAAACACAAAAUAUAACAAACAAUACAUAAACUACAAAAAAAACGUGUUACAGCAAACGCAGACAUUACAUUAACCGUUUUGAUUGCCUUCUUGGGUUGAGAUAAAGAAAUCAAUAAAUAUUACUCCGUCUCCUUCAUGAAUACAAAGAAAUGUGGCUUUAUGCCUACAAAUUUACGUUUGUGAAUAUGAAACUUAGCAAAAAGUAAAUAAGAAAAAAAAGUCUUUGUUGCCAUAAGCAUAGCAA